CACGUCCUAUAACGUAGGAGAGCACCAAAUUAAGAGACCACUCCACUUUGUUUGUGACGACUCCAAUUAAUUCGGUGACAUGAAGCAGAGGGCAGAGGCGAGCUCCACAUCCGAGCUGUUGGCAUGCGAUGUUGAGGCGGCGAUGAAGGAGAUCGAUCGAGGGCAUGAGCUCAUGACUCAACUCCGAGCCCUCCUCAUCCCGUUGCUUCCGGCAGGCGGCUUGACGGAGCUGGCUGGGGACCUCUUUGAGGAGAUACUGAAGUCUUCCACCAUGGCCCUCUCCAGGCUUCGCGACUGUAGCUGUGGAUUGUCGGCUUCUUCUGACUCCGAUGAUGACCGGAGAAACAAAUUAGUUGUUGAUGGGAAGAGGAAGAGUACCGAAGAGAGAGAGAGGCCAGAUGGUCGUAGGAGAAGGAAGCAACUUGACUCAUGGUCCAUUGUUACUUCUGUCCCACAUUAUGAUGGCCACCAAUGGAGGAAGUAUGGGCAGAAGACGAUUAAUAAUGCCAAAUACCCAAGGAGCUACUACAGAUGCACUAAUUCUAAAGACCAAGGGUGCCGAGCAACUAAGACCGUGCAACAGGAGGACCGCGAUUCUGAUCCCCCCAAGUUCCUUGUUACUUACUCCAUGCAGCACACCUGCAAGAACGUGGAUAUCAACUCCCCUUUCAUUGUGGAUUCCGCACCAAGAAACACUCCAAUUCUUGGCUCUGAAUCUGAAUAUUCCUUGUGCUAUCAGCCUUCUCCAUCCUCUAUUGUCACUGAGAACCAGAGCCAAGGUUACAGCCCAUUGAUCGCCGAUAAAUUGCCAACAGAUGAGCUACUUUCUGGCCUUCUUGCGCCUGCAACACCCAUUGGCACACCAGGAUUGGUAGAUGAGAUAUCGAACAUAUUUUCACCGCUGUACACUGAUUGGGAUAUGAUGAUGGAUGCAGUUGAUUUAACUGAGGUUAAAAUAUCUGAGAAGGAAAUUUCUUUUGAAUCUCCGUGGUGGUUGAGAGAGGUUUCUUAAGGACUGGACCUGUAGCUUCCGGAAGAGGGAUAUAGUGCUGACGAACCGAGGCCUCUUUUGAGCUCCAUGCCACUUGCGAAGAUGUAUAUCAUGGGCUAAAAAUGGAUGUAUGCAUAUAAUUAAGUUAUUAUUUUUUUCCCUCUCUCUCUCUCUAUCU
Elaeis guineensis (African oil palm) is the source of this 1169-nucleotide messenger RNA. Its product is annotated as probable WRKY transcription factor 70. Gene Ontology annotation, molecular function: DNA-binding transcription factor activity; sequence-specific DNA binding. The record is from RefSeq and is a predicted model, not a curated record. Lineage: Eukaryota; Viridiplantae; Streptophyta; Magnoliopsida; Arecales; Arecaceae. Gene Ontology annotation, biological process: regulation of DNA-templated transcription.